GUUGGUUACCGCCUUUUGCCCUGGCGGCCGCGAGGAGGGGGGUGGGCGCUUUCUUUUUCUCUUGGAAGAGGCUUUUAGCACAGGUUUUCUCGUUCUCACUUCCAACCCCACCUCGCCACCUCCCGAACCCCCUCCUCCCCCUCCCCACCUAUCGUCAUGACGGCGUCUCCGGAUUACUUGGUGGUGCUUUUUGGGAUCACUGCUGGGGCCACUGGAGCCAAGCUGGGUUCAGAUGAGAAGGAACUGAUCCUGCUGUUAUGGAAAGUCGUGGAUUUGGCCAACAAGAAGGUGGGACAGUUGCACGAAGUACUAGUUAGACCGGAUCAGUUGGAACUGACGGAGGAUUGUAAAGAAGAAACUAAAAUUGACGCCGAAAGCCUGUCUUCCGCGCCGCAGCUGGACCAAGCCCUCCGACAGUUUAACCAGUCAGUGAGCAAUGAGCUGAACAUUGGGGUAGGCACUUCCUUCUGUUUGUGUACUGAUGGGCAGCUUCAUGUCAGGCAGAUCCUGCAUCCCGAGGCUUCCAAGAAGAAUGUAUUACUACCUGAAUGCUUCUAUUCCUUUUUUGAUCUCCGAAAAGAAUUCAAGAAAUGUUGCCCUGGCUCACCUGAUAUCGACAAGCUGGAUGUAGCAGCGAUGGCCGAGACUCUAAACUUUGAGAAGAAUGACUCCGUCUCCCGAUACGGAGCCUCUCAAGUUGAAGAUAUGGGGAACAUAAUAUUAGCCAUGAUCUCAGAGCCUUACAAUCACAGGUUUUCAGAUCCAGAAAGAGUAAACUACAAAUUUGAAAGUGGUACAUGCAGCAAGAUGGAGCUCAUCGAUGAUAACACGGUCGUGAGGGCGCGAGGCUUGCCCUGGCAGUCUUCGGAUCAAGACGUCGCCAGGUUCUUCAAAGGACUCAAUAUCGCCAAGGGAGGUGCGGCACUCUGUCUGAAUGCUCAGGGAAGGAGGAACGGAGAAGCACUGGUUAGGUUUGUAAGUGAGGAGCACAGAGAUCUAGCCCUGCAGAGGCACAAACAUCACAUGGGGAACCGGUACAUCGAGGUUUACAAAGCAACGGGUGAAGACUUUCUUAAGAUUGCUGGAGGGACAUCCAAUGAGGUAGCUCAGUUCCUCUCCAAGGAAAAUCAGGUCAUCGUCCGCAUGCGGGGGCUCCCUUUCACAGCCACCGCGGAGGAGGUGGUCGCCUUCUUCGGACAGCAUUGCCCCAUCACCGGGGGAAAGGAAGGCAUCCUCUUCGUCACCUAUCCGGAUGGUAGACCGACGGGAGAUGCCUUUGUGCUCUUUGCCUGUGAGGAGUACGCUCAGAACGCCCUGCGGAAGCAUAAGGACUUGUUGGGUAAAAGAUACAUCGAGCUCUUCAGGAGUACGGCAGCCGAAGUGCAGCAGGUGUUGAAUCGAUUCUCUUCGGCCCCUCUGAUUCCACUUCCAAACCCUCCCAUCAUCCCGGUACUACCUCAGCAGUUUGUGCCCCCCACAAAUGUAAGAGACUGUAUUCGUCUGCGAGGUCUUCCCUAUGCUGCCACCGUUGAGGACAUCCUGGACUUCCUGGGGGAGUUUUCCACAGAUAUUCGGACGCAUGGGGUUCACAUGGUGUUGAACCACCAGGGCCGCCCGUCAGGAGAUGCCUUUAUCCAGAUGAAGUCUGCAGACAGAGCAUUCAUGGCUGCGCAGAAGUAUCAUAAAAAAGUCAUGAAGGACAGAUAUGUGGAAGUCUUUCAGUGUUCAGCUGAGGAGAUGAACUUUGUGUUAAUGGGGGGCACUUUAAAUCGAAAUGGCUUAUCCCCACCGCCAUGUAAGUUACCAUGCCUGUCUCCUCCUUCCUACACGUUCCCAGCUCCUGCAGCCGUGAUCCCUACUGAAGCUGCCAUUUAUCAGCCUUCCCUGCUCUUCAGUCCCCGGGCACUGCAGCCGUCCACCGCAUACUACCCGGCAGGCACUCAGCUGUUCAUGAACUACACAGCCUACUACCCCAGCCCCCCAGGUUCGCCUAAUAGUCUUGGCUACUUCCCUACAGCUGCUAAUCUUAGCAGUGUCCCGCCCCAGCCUGGCACGGUGGUCAGAGUGCAGGGCCUGGCCUACAAUACUGGAGUUAAGGAAAUUCUUAACUUCUUCCAAGGUUACCAGUAUGCAACCGAGGAUGGACUUGUCCUCCACACAAAUGACCAGGCCAGGACUCUUCCCAAAGAAUGGGUUUGUAUUUAAGGGCCCGAGCAGUUAGAUCGUCCUCAGAAAAGAAGUGUUUGAAAGACGUAUAGUGAUCCUGAAACCGUCAGACAAGAAAGCUUCCAGCAAUUUCAGGGGACGUUUGCAUACACUUGGGCUGCAGUAUUUUCAGCCAACCCGACUGGACAGCAGGCCUGGGCCUCAUCUUUUGGUGGAGUGAAAAAAGUUGAGCCAGUAAAGCCAAAUCUUCUUGUUUUUUCCCCACGUGCACUGGCAAUGCCUUUAUUGACCAUUUAGGGCAGUCAAACACACACACACACACACACAAAGACAAAGUAAGUACAAGACAGAGAAGGACACAGACCUGCAGCACAGUCCCGUCUCCUUUAGCAUUGUCUGCCUGAUCUCAUGGCCCUCUGUCCUCAGGGCCUCGAGAACGCCCCCUCCUCCUUGCCUCACUCACACCAGUGCACAGAGACCCGCUUGGAAGCCAAAUCUUAAUAGCAAGCAGCACACACACACACACCUGGCUCCUUGUUGAGGGCAAGUCGGAAAUUUAAAAUGUGAAUUUGAAGUCAAAUGUCUCACUGCCCGCUAAAGUGGCAUUAAUUACUUCCUAAGUUUGUCUUAAGAGUAAAACAGAUUCCAGUAGUGCCCACCAUCCACCAUCAAUUGCUACAGAAGCUUCUUUGUGUGUUCCCACUCUUCUGUCUCCCCGUUCUCUGUAAAAUAAAACUCUCUUGCUAAGUAAUUUAAGUGUAAGUUCCUAGACUACUUAAAAUACCAAACUAAGAAAAGGAAUAAAAUAAAACUAAUAUUUUCUCAAAUAUUAGUUUUCUUCAAUAUAUGCCAGCAUGAUGCCUUAUAGUUAAAAACACAGAUUUUUUUUAAAGCGCCUCUGACAAGACUGGGCCUGUAGCUCAGUAGGAGAGAGCUUGCCUAGCAUGCUCUAGCCCUGGGUUCUAGUCCCGGCACCCCCUCCACUCAUGCCUAGUUAAAGGGUUUGGAUGUCUUCUCGGCAGGUACCAGUUGUAAAUAAGAAUGAAGUAGGGGCCAGAAUUGGACACCAAAAGUGAGAAGCAGCUACGUGUGGUUUGUGGUUGCUAGUGUGAGCUGUAACUGAGUGCUCGGCUUCAUAUGUAUUAUCUUAUAUUGUACUUUUUUCAUUGUUGAUGGUUUGGACUUUGAUAAGGAAAAACUCCAUAGUUUUUAAUGUCACAGAAAGAAGGUAUUUGAACAGGUGUAUUCUGGAAGCAGUAUACUAACCAAAGUGAAUGCUUGUACAUAUUACGAGCCCUCUUCCCCAAGGCCUCAACUGUCAAGUACUUAAACCCUGUAAAACCGUAAGACUGUAGUCGCGUGUGGACUGACGUGAUCGCUGCCCGCGUGGAACCAGCGCUCCGGAAGUGCAAUCCUAGACGCUAACCAGCCCUCUGCCUCGUGUAACUCAAGGGGAAAGUGAUUUGAUUCAAUGCACAUAUUUCUUCGUUGCUUGUGUUGUCCUUUGCUUGGAUGCAAUGCCAUGCUGCCUUUGCGGCUGCGAUUUUUAGUUACUUUGCAUUAACACCCUCACUGGGAGUCAACAUUACCCUCUUACUUGACCAACAUGAGCCCU
Molecule: messenger RNA, 3781 nt
Organism: Arvicola amphibius (Eurasian water vole)
Lineage: Eukaryota; Metazoa; Chordata; Mammalia; Rodentia; Cricetidae
Gene: Esrp1
Product: epithelial splicing regulatory protein 1
Exons: 16
Coding region: 157-2205 (682 amino acids)
Biological process (GO): regulation of RNA splicing
Cellular component (GO): nucleoplasm; ribonucleoprotein complex
Molecular function (GO): mRNA binding
Source: RefSeq, a predicted model, not a curated record